AUGUCAUGGCACCCCCAGUACCGGAGCUCCAAGUUCCGCCACGUCUUCGGCAAGCCAGCCAGCAAGGAGAACUGCUACGACUCAGUGCCCAUCACCCGCAGCGUCCACGACAACCACUUCUGUGCCGUGAACCCCCACUUCAUCGCCGUCGUGACCGAGUGUGCUGGCGGGGGCGCCUUCCUUGUCAUCCCCCUGCACCAGACAGGAAAGCUGGACCCCCACUACCCGAAGGUGUGUGGGCACAGAGGGAACGUCCUCGACAUCAAGUGGAACCCCUUCAACGACUUCGAGAUCGCUUCCUGUUCUGAAGAUGCCACGAUCAAGAUCUGGGCCAUCCCCAAACAGCUGCUGUCCAAGAACCUCACGGCCUACAGGAAGGAGCUGAUGGGCCACGCGCGCAGGGUGGGCCUGGUGGAGUGGCACCCCACGGCCGCCAACAUCCUCUUCAGCUCCGGCUACGACUACAAGGUGAUGGUCUGGAACCUGGACACGAAGGAGGCAGUACUCAGGAACCCCGUGCGGACGAUCACCUGCCACCAGGACGUCAUCCUCUCCAUGUCCUUCAACACCAACGGCAGCCUGCUGGCCACCGCCUGCAAAGACCGGAAGAUCCGGGUGCUCGACCCCCGAGUAGGGACCGUCCUCCAGGAAGCCAGCUACAAGGGGCACCGAGCCAACAAGGUGCUAUUCCUGGGCAACCUGAAGAAGCUGCUGUCCACAGGCACGUCCCGAUGGAACAACCGGCAGAUGGCCCUGUGGGACCAGGACGACCUCUCUGUGCCUCUCACGGAGGAGGACCUGGACGGCUCCUCGGGAGUGCUGUUCCCCUUCUACGAUGCUGACACCAACAUGCUCUACGUGGUGGGGAAGGGAGACGGGAACAUCCGCUACUAUGAGGUGAGCGCCGAGAAGCCUCACCUGAGCUACCUGACUGAGUACCGCUCCUAUAACCCGCAGAAGGGGAUCGGUGUCAUGCCAAAGAGAGGUCUCGACGUGUCCGCCUGCGAGAUCUUCCGCUUCUACAAGCUGAUCACAACCAAGAGCCUCAUCGAACCUGUGUCCAUGAUUGUGCCCCGGCGGUCAGAGUCCUACCAAGAGGACAUCUACCCGCCGACGGCAGGGGCCCAGCCCUCACUGACGGCCCAGGAGUGGCUCAGCGGGAUGGACAAAGGACCAAUCCUGGUGUCCCUUAGGCCUGGUUCCCAGGUGCUGAGUCCCCGGCCGCUGCCUCCAGAGAGAUCCCUAUCCAACUCUGUGGGCCCGGCCCUGGACCAGACAGACAAGCCGACCGCAGAAGAUGGCCGGAGGCCCUUCUCCCUGUGGGAGGAGAAGGGGCCCCGGUGGACAGCAGAACACCGGCUGGAGGAGAAGAAAUCCUGGCUGACAAAUGGCUUUGACAUUUUCGAAUGCCCCCCACCAAAGACAGAGAACGAGCUGUUGCAGAUGUUCUACCGGCAACAGGAGGAGAUCCGGAGGCUGAGGGAGCUGGUGACCCAGCGAGAGGUCCAGGCCAAGCAGCUGGAGCUGGAGAUCAAGAACUUGCGGAUGAGCUCCGAGCAGUGA
Lepus europaeus (European hare) is the source of this 1563-nucleotide messenger RNA. It is a transcript of the gene CORO2A, whose product is annotated as coronin 2A. The record is from RefSeq and is a predicted model, not a curated record. Gene Ontology annotation, molecular function: actin filament binding. The coding region runs from base 1 to 1563 and encodes 520 amino acids. Lineage: Eukaryota; Metazoa; Chordata; Mammalia; Lagomorpha; Leporidae. Gene Ontology annotation, biological process: actin filament organization. The transcript is spliced from 11 exons.